CAGCUUUCCAGAAGCAGAGCCAAUCCACCCUCUCCAUCUUCUUCUUCCUCCUCCUCCGGAAACCCCACCCAGUCCGUGCUAUUAUUGGCCAUGGGCAGCCUCGCCUCCGAGAAGACCGUCACCGGCUGGGCCGCCAGGGACCCCUCCGGCCACCUCUCCCCCUACAACUACACCCUCAGGAAGACUGGGCCUGAAGAUGUGGUGCUGAAGGUUCUGUAUUGUGGUAUUUGCCACACUGACAUCCAUCAGGCCAAGAACCACCUUGGUGCCUCCAAGUACCCUAUGGUCCCUGGCCAUGAGGUGGUCGGCGAGGUGGUGGAGGUCGGGCCGGAGGUGACCAAAUACCGCGCCGGCGAUGUCGUCGGCGUCGGCGUCAUCGUCGGCUGCUGCCGUGAGUGCCAUCCGUGCAAGGCCAACGUGGAGCAGUACUGCAACAAGAAGAUAUGGUCCUACAACGACGUCUACACCGACGGCCGGCCGACCCAGGGCGGCUUCGCCUCCUCCAUGGUCGUCGACCAGAAGUUUGUGGUGAAGAUUCCGGCGGGGCUAGCGCCGGAGCAGGCGGCGCCGCUGCUGUGCGCCGGCCUGACGGUGUACAGCCCGCUGAAGCACUUCGGGCUGAUGUCGCCGGGGCUCCGCGGCGGCGUCCUGGGGCUGGGCGGCGUGGGCCACAUGGGCGUCAAGGUGGCCAAGUCCAUGGGCCACCACGUGACGGUGAUCAGCUCGUCGGGGAAGAAGCGCGCGGAGGCCAUGGACGACCUCGGCGCCGACGCCUACCUGGUCAGCUCCGACGCAGCGGAGAUGGCGGCGGCGGCGGACUCGCUCGACUACAUCAUCGACACCGUGCCGGUGCACCACCCGCUGGAGCCCUACCUGGCGCUGCUGAAGCUGGACGGGAAGCUGAUCCUGAUGGGCGUCAUCAACCAGCCGCUGAGCUUCAUCUCGCCCAUGGUGAUGCUCGGCCGCAAGUCCAUCACUGGCAGCUUCAUCGGCAGCAUGGCGGAGACGGAGGAGGUGCUCCAGUUCUGCGUCGACAAGGGCCUCACCUCGCAGAUCGAGGUCGUCAAGAUGGAUUACGUCAACCAGGCCCUCGAGCGCCUCGAGCGCAACGACGUCCGCUACCGCUUCGUCGUCGACGUCGCCGGCAGCAACAUCCCCGACGACUCGCCGUCCGCCUGACCGCCCUCUCCUCUCCGGCGCCAUCGUCUCAUCGUCCGUCCAUGCGUGUUUCUUUCAACUUCUUGUGUGAGCCUGUGACGACGUGUUAUUUUGUGGACUAAAAUUUGGCCUUGAUAAUAUGUAUUUACGUGGACUAAAAUUUGCUUUGUCAUUUACUACUAGUAGUAAUAUGGGCUGGGCUGAGGAUUAGUGGGUAAGGUGGGCCGGGCCGGGCCUGAACUGUCAGUGAGGCCCAUUUGAUAUUGAGCAGUGUGCUGCCUGUGCCUGCCUCCUGCAGAGAGACAAAAGACACCACAUAAGCCAUGUUUAGUUCUCAAAAA
Messenger RNA from Oryza brachyantha (malo sina), 1499 nucleotides. RefSeq names its product cinnamyl alcohol dehydrogenase 2. NCBI's taxonomy places the organism in Eukaryota, Viridiplantae, Streptophyta, Magnoliopsida, Poales, Poaceae. Gene Ontology annotation, biological process: lignin biosynthetic process. The transcript has 4 exons. The record is from RefSeq and is a predicted model, not a curated record. Bases 91 to 1179 code for a protein of 362 amino acids. Gene Ontology annotation, molecular function: cinnamyl-alcohol dehydrogenase activity; zinc ion binding.